This is a messenger RNA of Drosophila takahashii, 3120 nucleotides long. RefSeq names its product Myosin phosphatase targeting subunit 75D (gene MYPT-75D). Gene Ontology annotation, molecular function: enzyme inhibitor activity; protein binding; myosin phosphatase regulator activity. The record is from RefSeq and is a predicted model, not a curated record. Gene Ontology annotation, cellular component: cytoplasm. NCBI's taxonomy places the organism in Eukaryota, Metazoa, Arthropoda, Insecta, Diptera, Drosophilidae.
CUCAACGAAAAGUUGCUGAGAAGCGAGCUUCGGCAAAUAUCAACAGCUGGGGAAAGCAAAUCAUAAGUAAACACAAAGGACAGGACCGGAAAACCGCACAGGACGAAGGAUAAACGUGGUAGUUGCCAUGAGAGCAGCCUCGGGUGUUGACCAGGAGUGAAAGGAUCCGGGGGAAGAGGACCAAGAGACCAAAGGAGCAGCAGAAGGAGCUGCAACAGCUGCAACAGCAACCCAAACAGCUGCAACAUCCACGAGCAACGAGCAACAACGAGGGCAACAAUAAGAACCGCCAGAGACAACACCCGCAAUCAAAUCAAAUUCAAAGAUGCAAAUUACAAUUUGCAUACAAAUGCAUGCGGACCAGACAGCCAACAUCAGCACAAACUGCAGCACAAAUAACAAAAGCCUCGCAAAUUGUUGUCAAAUGCUGUAAAAUUGUACAGAAUAAUUCUAAAGCACACUUGCAAACAUAUCAUUGAGCGGGUGUCGGGUUCAAAUCAAAUCCACAAGUCAACAUGAUCAAGGGCAUUCUGAUACAGCGCAAGAGCCAGGAGGAUGCCAGCUACGCCAAGCAGCUCAAGAUGGAGCACGCCGAUCUGGUGGCCGAGAUGCAGACGGUGGAGAGCCUGCCCACCCACGAGAGGCUCCAGCUGGCCAGACUACGUCGUGCCCAGCAGCUCAAGUUGUCCCGGCAGAAGGACAAGGAGUGGGCCAAGUUGCAGCGGGCGAAGGGCAACACGGCGAGCGGAGGCAGCGGAAGCGGAAGCGGAUCGGUGGGCAACGCGCUGAUGAACGGCAAUGGAGAUACCACGCACCACUUCCGGCACGCCAAUGGGUCGGGCACUUUGAGCGGCAGGCGGCACAUAUCCUUCGAGAACAGUGUGGUGCUCCUGGAGGCCGCGUCCCGCAACGACAUGCCCGAGGUGGCGGCCCUCCUGCAGCACGGAAUCACGCCGGAUGCCGCCAACGAGGACGGGCUGACGGCGAUGCACCAGGCCUGCAUCGAUAACAACGUCGAGAUGCUGCAGCUCCUGCUGGAGUACGGUGCGAAUGUGGAUGCGCAGGACAGUGAUAAGUGGACGCCCCUCCAUGCGGCCGCCACCUGCGGCCACCUCGAGCUCGUGCGCAUCCUCAUCCGGAACGGCGCCAAUCUGCUGGCGGUCAACACCGACGGCAACAUGCCCUACGACCUGUGCGACGACGAGAACACCUUGGACUUUAUCGAGGGCGAGAUGGCGCAGCGGGGCGUCACCCAGGAGCUGAUCGAUGAGACGCGCUCCUCCACGGAGCGGAUUAUGCUGCGGGACCUGAUGGAGCUGGUCCGCACCGGAGGCGAUUUGGAGGAGCCGGACUACCAGUGUGCAACACCCCUUCACAUAGCCGCUGCCAAUGGAUAUGUCCGUGUCGUUGAGUUUUUGUUGGAACAACAUGUCAACGUGGAUGCUAUGGACAAGGAUCUGUGGACUCCGGUUCACGCCGCCGCCUGUUGGGGUCAUCUUGAGGUGCUGGAGAUGCUGGCUCAGUGUGGUGCUGAUUUAAAUGUUCGCAACAAGGACGAUGAGACGCCCUCAGAUAUCUGUGAGGAUCCCGAGAUCAGGGAGCGUAUCGAGCAGCUGAAGACGGAGCAGGAGAGCAAACGACUGGCCGAGGCGCAGCGACGACGCGUUCGACGCUCACAAAGCAACAAUACUAGAGCCCAAUCAGUGCGACGUACUAGUUUGCGGGACAAAACGCUGACAACCAAAAAGGAUGCCGUCGAGGAGACGCGUCUGCGUCUGCAGGCCCAGGAGGCGACGGACUCGGAGGCUCCCUCCGCGGGCGCAGAUCCCCUGACCAAUGGCUACGGCUACGGCAACAACAACGGCGAGAAGCGACCCUCGACGGGCAGUUCGAAUGGCCAACUGCUGCCGCACUCCAAGUCCGCCGAUGCGCUGGACAAUGCCACGAUGGCAUCGGCCACCACCACACAUUCCUAUCCAUCGCGUCGUCCGCCGGACGGGCGGGAGAACGACGAGCUGCUCCGCCUGAAGGCCGCCGGUGCCGCGGGCGAAGUGCAGCGGGCCACCUCGGCGGCGGCCGUGAUUCUCACCGAGAAGGGAACGGCGGCCAGUGCCGAGGCCGUUCAGAUCCAAUCGUCCAAGGAGGCUGCCAACGGCAAGAUCAACGUCCAGGUCACCGUCCUUGUGGACACCAACAGCACGCACCACCAUCAGCAACAUCAGCAGCAGCAGCAACAUGUGCUGCUGUUGCAGCAACACCAGCAACAUCAGCAGCAGCAACAGCAACAGCAGCAGCAGCAACAUGUUACCUUGGACGGCUAUAGUGCCACAUUGGCCAAUCUGAAGAAGCAACGCUCGCUUUCACGCACCGCCAAUGUACUCAAUAAUUUCGAACUGUCAUCCCAAACAACCAGCAAUACCCAUCCAAUUGCAGCCGCAACUGCAAUUGCAACAUCCACUAAUGGUUCUGUUUUAGGAGCCGGCGGCAGCAGCAGCAACAACAACAACAACAACCUUAGCACCAGCAACAACAACAACAAUGGAUCAGCCCCGAUCUCGACGCAACCAACGACGAUGGGUGGUCACAUGGGUCCCGGAAGCCUGCUGUCCGACUUCGAGGUUUCCUCGCCGGCAGGAAGCUCUCUAAACAAGUUCAGCGGCAUCACCGGCGAUGUGGUCACCGAUAGCACCAGUUCCAGUCGCAGAUGCUGCGUCCUGAUGUAGAAGCUAAACCAACUAACCUACUAACUAGCUACUAGAAUCACAGGGUAUUAAACCAACCAGAUUUGUCGAAGGGAUAGGCCAUUGCUUGAAUGGCACGAAAAAAAGUGUCUUUUCUUAGAUUAGCCGAAUUCAGUGAGUGAAUUGUUGAAUGUUAAAAACACAAAUGCAAAUGUUGGUUUAAGAACGGGGCUCAAUUAUGUGAGCCCCCCUUGAGAAACGGCUCAAAGUCGUUGCAUUUUCCUAGCAGACACUACACUACACACACACACAACCAAUUAUACGAUACAAAUUUAUACAAAUAUACAACCAUAUGUAUACAUUUUAAAGAAUAUAUAAAGGUAAUAUUAAAUAAAUGUGAGCAGUUUACCCUAGUUGAUAUGAGAAAGCAAAAUCAAAA